AUGGGCUCUUACUCAGCCAUGAUCACUCGUCGUCAUCUCUUCAAGCCAGACCGUCCUGGGCCUUCCAUUUUUCCCACAUCACAGCAACCGCCGACAGUAUCAGCAACACCGCCCCCCACAGCAACUGCAUUUCCGGCUGUCUCUGCUUGCAGCCAUGCGGCUCAAUUCUCUGGUAUUUGGUCACAGACACUGCCUAUUCACAGAAGCAGGUUAGCCGUCUCCUCGCCCACUUCUGCCGGUUUCGCUGUCGUUGGUUCUAGUUCUGUUGUCGAGGCUCAAGCGGUCCAGUUUGCCGCUCUCAAGGCACCAGAUGCCACGGUCACUGCUGCUGACCCGGCCCACACGAACGUGACAAUUCGCUCUCUGGUCUCACAGCCCCCCUCCCCUCCAACCAUGGCCAACCCUCUUCUUGCCUCUGCGGUCAGCACCAGCCAAAGUGGUCCAUUGUUCGCUCGUGCCGUCCGUCGGGGCCAGUUGCAAGAAUGGCCUGCGACACAUUUUUCUGAGCUCAAUCAGGAAGCUGGUACGUCGAGGGCUUUAGUUCCUGAACCGAGUGGUAGUCCAGUUGAGGCGGGCUCCACUGCGCCUAUCUCACAGGCCUUGCCGGAGUUGUCCGAACCCUUGCCGGUCGGACAUGUGGCCAGGGCUCAAGUGGAUAGUGGCCAAGAGGGGCGAACUGAUGGCUCACACGUCCAGAAGGAUGAACGGUCUCAAUCAGACGCGCCCACUAUGCCAGAACCAGAGCCACAUGAGCCGAUCAGCACGCGACUGAGAAAGUUCAGAACUUCCGCAGGCGAACCGAUUUCCCCGAGGCUUCGUCAUCUCUUUUCACGGCAGAAAAAAUAG
Molecule: messenger RNA, 846 nt
Organism: Protopolystoma xenopodis
Lineage: Eukaryota; Metazoa; Platyhelminthes; Monogenea; Polystomatidea; Polystomatidae
Source: the annotation of a GenBank genome assembly